AGAGCCGACAAGGUUCACUACUUGUUAGAUAAGGAAAUAAAUGUUAGUUUAAAAAAUGUUUGAUCAUUUUCUCGUCUAAUUCUUGUAGUUACAUUUCAAUGUAAGUAUUAUUACAAUAAACCAUCAGAAUGCCUAAAAUUACAGUGAAAGAGUUUUUCGGCUUAAUCAAGCUUCUUCGAAUUGAUGUUUUCUUUUUCAUGAGCAUGUUCAGCUCACUAUUACCAAAUAUUGCUUUAAAUCAGUUAAUUCAAGAUAAAUAUUGUAUGAACCAUUAUUCAGCAAAUGAAUCUGUUUGUUUGAGACUGGAAUCAUCAGCAAGUGAAUAUGACUCGAUACAAAUAGGUGUUUUCAAAGAGACGACAACACUUAAAAUGUACAUAACAAUAAUAACAACAAUACCAACAAUAUUCACAUCUCUCAUUAUGGGUUAUUGGAUCGACGCUUAUCCCAACCAUUUGAGAUACAUGCUUGGCUUUGCAUCAGCAGCAAAUGUAGUUCAAAAUAUCAUGGUCAUCUAUCAGUGUAUUCAUUUUGAAACAGAUCCUUAUUCAUUGUUGUACACUUAUUUGUUUCCCAUUUUGACUGGAAGUGGAGCGAUCAUUUAUACAGGUACCUUUACUUAUGCAACUCGGAAAACUCCGGCUAAAUAUCGAGCCAUAAGAUUCACGGUUCUUGAGAUUUUUUUCUUCGCAACUAUGCCUACAGCUAACACUUUGGGAGGGCAUUUGAUUGCAAGCGAUUUUUGGUCUUUUGGUCUUCUUCGUAAUUACGUUGGGGUUUACAUUUUUUCCUCGUUGGGCGCUGUUCUUGCUACGAUUUGGGCUUUUGUAAUGUUAAAUGAUUCCGAUCAGACUGUUGAUCAACAAACGGUGGAAAAGUUAGAUGUUAAUUUGAAUAAUGUUGAAGAUGGAGGCAAAGAGAAGGAAGAAAAAGUUGGUUUCAAGCAAAUAGUUGCUGACUUGCUCAAACCUGAUAACUUGAUUUUAUCCUGCGUUCGCUGUGUAUUCAAGAAAAGGCCCAAUAAUGGCCAUUGGUAUAUAAUUUCAACCUUAAUGGCUGGGUUUAUACAGAACAUGACUUAUCUGGGUGAACAAAAUAUUGUUUAUCAAUUUAACCAACGAGUUUACCAUUGGGAUGCAAAACAGAUUGGCUAUUAUGGGUCACUUGUAAUGAUCUUUUUUACUUUAGGUGCCAUUGUGGGUCCACCUUUAUUCAUUUACAAAAUGAAACUUCAUGACAGUGCAGUUGCCAUUAUUGGUAUCGUUUCAGUCACUUACUGUUUCCUGGUCAAAGGAUUAAUUCUUAGUCCAAUUGUCUACGUUUUCAUGUUUUUUGGCAGUUUUGCUGGUGUUUUACUAGCAAUUGAUCGUUCAAUACUUUCACGAAUGGUUCCUACAGAUGAAGUUGGAAAACUGUUUGCAUUUAAUUCAGCGAUUGGAGGAAUAAUUCCAAUAUUAUCUUCACUAUAUUAUACCAAAGUAUUUCAAGCAACAAUAGACUACAAUCCAGGUCUUGUCUACUCAUUGGCAGCGAUAAUGUUCAUCCAUCCACUGGGCAACGCCAUUGUGCUCACAAGAAACAAGGAGAAAUGGGAUUUAGCACUAAUUGCCGAAAAACAAAAGGACAAUAAACAAGAAAGUGAACUCACGAAUCCUCUACUCGUCGAUCCAAAUGCUAACAAAGAAAUUGAAUCAUCUCAGAAACAACAAGCAUAAGUUGGUGAAACAGUGAAUAAACUAACCAACGAAGUUAAUUUGACUUUAAACUGUUCCAUGAUAACUAAAUUUGUGAAAAUUGCUUGGUUUUAUGAUUUAUCUCUGAAGCCAAGUGAAGUCAUCAUAUUCUGGUUAAUGUAAUUUUUGAUUUCCAUCAAUUCAAGAUCUUUCAUUAAGUGACAAAAUAAUGAAAAAUAUUGAACAUAAAACAUGAAAUAUUUGAUGCUUUUUUUACUUUAUGUUUCUCUUUUCUUCGCCCUAAGUUGAACAUCACUCUUCAUCGUUCACAUCAUUUAUCAUCCAGCUGUACAGUUUUUUCAACCAUUAUGAAUUUCAAAUGAAAUUAAUUGGUAUCAUUUUACAGUAUUGGAUAACUUAAAAUCUCAAGUGUAAAGAGGAAAAUGAAGGAAACAAAAAAGGAGUCAAUGUAAUGUUUAAACGAUGCAGAGAGUAAAACUGGGUCAAGAAACAUAAAUUUUGUUCCAUAUUCGGAGUUGAGCAAGAGAAAUAAGAAAUUGUUCAAAAGUGAAAAGCUAAUGUUUUCCCUGGAAAGGAAAGGCAAAAUGGGUGAAGAUGAAGAUGAGAAAGUGAAUCAAGUUGAAAAAUGAAUAUCAAGUUAUAUUUGGUUUUGGCGAGGAAUGAAGGAAACAAAAUUAGGUGUUAAUAAAAUAACGAGAAAUAUUUUGAAUGGCAGACAAUUUUUAUAUAAUAAUAAAAGCUAUUUUACUCAUCGUCAGCUCAUUUCAACUGUUUGUUCAUCACUUAACUUGAAACUUUAAAUCUUUUCGCCAAAGUAAAAUGAUUCAAAAAUGAUGAUCAUCAAAAAUUUACAUUAAAUCAUUUGAAAACGUAGAGUAAAUUUACUUAAACAUUUCAAGUCAAGUGAUUUAUCAAAACCUCAAGCUCAUUAUUUAAACUCAAUCACUUUCAAUUCAUUUCUUUCUUUUUCUCCAUAAGUUUACCUUUCUUCCUUUUUUACCUUUUCAGCUUUUCUUUCAUUCUAUUUCAAGAUUUGAAUUGAUUGUUUGACCCUCAAAUAGUGACACAACAUCACAAAUUAUCAUUCACUUUGAAUUUACCUUUUUUCAUUGAAUAAAUUAAACUUUACUCAACUCUGUCGACCUGUCAAAUCCUAUUAUCUCUUUGUGUGAGAAGAUGAAAAAUAAUCAAUAAAAUGGUUACGAUUAUUACAAUAGAUAAUCUUCUUGAAUAAAGUGUCAAGUAAAUAAUAAAUAUUUGAUUAUCAA
Tetranychus urticae (two-spotted spider mite) is the source of this 2962-nucleotide messenger RNA. RefSeq lists its product as uncharacterized. Gene Ontology annotation, molecular function: transmembrane transporter activity. The record is from RefSeq and is a predicted model, not a curated record. NCBI's taxonomy places the organism in Eukaryota, Metazoa, Arthropoda, Arachnida, Trombidiformes, Tetranychidae. Gene Ontology annotation, biological process: transmembrane transport. Gene Ontology annotation, cellular component: membrane.